UAACUAUAUAUAUUUAUUUAUACUACAAAUCAAAACUCUUCAACUUGUUUUCAAUUCUGCCUUUAUUUCCAUGCAUGGCAAGGAAUUGGAUUCAUCUUGGUUUAAGAACCAAAUGCCAUCAUCUUCAUCAUACUAUUAUAUUGGCAAUCAAGCUAUCACAAGCUUAUUGCUUAAAACAUCAUGUCAAGGCUUUUCUGAUGGUGAUAACUUUGGUGUCUCUUCCUUGGAUCGGAUCUAUAUUAAGGAAAGAAUACAUUGCUAGCAACCCAACUCCACAUAGACGCCUCGUGUUCGAACAAAGGAAAGCAGAAGCUAUCAAAAGUUUCGAAAACGUCCUACUUGAGCCUCCAAGAGGGGCCUCAGGGAAAUCUAAAACAUACACGAAAAAGACUCGUUAUCUUCCGGACUUGAUGGACGAUUCCCUACAAGACUACCCGCGAUUAGUGUUCAUAGAUGUCAAUGGAGAUGCGGGAUGGUUCAUUGAAAACUACCCAACAAGGAACAAGAACUUUGAGAUAUAUCAAGUUGAAACAACCAUGCCCGAAACGAAUGAUGUUGACGAUAUGUAUGUGGAAACCGAGAUACCGGAUUGGCUAAGAGAAAAUGUGAAGAAAUGUGAGUAUGUGGUAAUGAAAGCUGAGGCAGAUGUGGUUGAAGAGUUGAUAAACCACAAAGUAAUAGACUUAGUAGAUGAGUUAUUCAUGGAAUGUAAAUAUCAAUGCAUGAGAUGUAAAAAGUGUAAGAGACCAUAUUGGAAAUGUUUAGCUUUGUAUGGUCAGUUGAAAGAUUUAGGUGUUGCAGUUCAUCAAUGGUGGGGAUGAUCGAUAGGGUGAGAUUUCUUUAGCUUAAUAUAGUCUUGUAUAUAUGUACAAUUGCUUUUAUAAUUCAUUCUAGUAUACAUGUAGAGCUCAAUGUUAUUCUUUUCAAUCACAAAUUGUCUGUCAAUAUUAUAU
Messenger RNA from Helianthus annuus (common sunflower), 953 nucleotides. RefSeq lists its product as uncharacterized. The transcript has a single exon. The record is from RefSeq and is a predicted model, not a curated record. Bases 75 to 821 code for a protein of 248 amino acids. Lineage: Eukaryota; Viridiplantae; Streptophyta; Magnoliopsida; Asterales; Asteraceae.